CCUUUCUCUCUCGUUCGCGCGCUCAUCUCCAUCAUCCUCUCGCUACUGAGAAAAAACCCGCCAGCGCGAAACAGAUGGGAAGGCAUCCGCGGAAUUUGCGACCGUUACCGAGCAGAGAAUAGCCGUCAAAACUUACGGACAGCGAAAAGAAGUUCAGUUUGUCCAGAAGACUUCUGGACUGAGAACUUGAGGACAUUUCACGUCUGUUCACGACUGGAAAACACAGCACAUGAGUGAGAAUAACGCAAUAUCUGCCUUUGAUCUCGGCUAUCUGUUCCACUUCGAGAGGUCAGAACUGCCCGUCUUGACUGCGCUUAUUUCACUCCUCCCCUCACUGCAGCCGCCUACUCUCGCCUACAUUUCAGGGCAGGGUGGGCCAUGCCAUUCGGCUGUUUAAAACCUGGUGAGAAGAAGGACUACAACAGUCCAACAGAAAUCACAGACAAAUAUGAUCUGGGCCAGAUUGUUAAAUCGGAGGAGUUCUGUGAGAUCUUCAGGGCGAAGGAUAAGAACACACUGAAAAUGUACACCUGCAAAAAAUUCCUGAAGAAAGAUGGAAGAAAGGUGCGGAAGGCUGCCAAAAACGAGAUUCUCAUCCUAAAGAUGGUGAAACACCCCAACAUCCUCCAGCUGGUCGAUGUCUAUGAGACGCGGAAAGAGUACUACCUGUUCCUUGAGCUAGCCACAGGUCGGGAGGUAUUUGACUGGAUUCUGGAUCAAGGCUAUUAUUCUGAGAGGGACACCAGUAAUGUUAUCAGACAGGUGAUGGAGGCAGUUGCUUACCUGCACAGCCUGAAGAUUGUUCAUAGGAACCUAAAGCUUGAGAAUCUGGUGUAUUACAACCGACUGAAACAUUCGAAAAUAGUCAUCAGUGAUUUCCAUCUGGCAAAACUGGAGAAUGGACUCAUCAAGGAGCCCUGUGGAACCCCAGAGUAUCUGGCCCCAGAGGUUGUUGGUAGACAGAGAUAUGGCCGACCUGUGGACUGCUGGGCCCUUGGUGUGAUCAUGUACAUACUGCUCUCCGGAAAUCCUCCAUUCUAUGAUGAAGCAGAUGAUGAUGACUACGAAAACCAUGACAAGAACCUCUUCCGGAAGAUUCUUGCUGGAGACUAUGAGUUUGACUCACCAUAUUGGGAUGAAAUUUCAGACUCCGCUAAAAACUUAGUGUCACGUCUUAUGGAGGUGGACCAGGAUCAGAGACUGACUGCACAAGAAGCCAUCAACCAUGAAUGGAUAUCUGGAAAUGCUGCGUCAGACAAGAACAUCAAGGAAAACGUGUGUGCACAAAUCGAGAAGAACUUUGCUAAAGCUAAGUGGAAGAAAGCGGUACGGGUCACGACUAUGAUGAAGCGUCUCAGGGCACCAGAGCAUCAGGCGGCGGCACCGGCGGCGGAAGCAGCAGCAGCAGCAGCACCUGGUGCGCCCAACCCUGCAGCAGGGGCUCAGGAAAACCCUCAAGCUCCAUCGGAGGCUUCCACAGCCCCGUCGAGCACCGCUGAAAGCAACUCAAUGAGCACAGAAGCCCCCGCCGUGGAAGCAGCGGCCGCUGCUGCCCAGCCACCAGCUGAGCCUGUUCUUCACGCUCCGGCUCCCGAACAGCCUGAUCCUACAUCGCGAUGCAACGGAGAGGCUUCAGCCCCCCUGCCAUCAGACACAGGGGAGGAACAGAGCGGUUAAUCUUGCUACCUCUCUCCCACCUGCGUUUAGAUCCCACACACUUGUACAUAAGCAGCAAGCAUGCUAAUACUGAUCCCGCAGCACAUAGCAUUAAUCUCAACACGCUCUAUCGUGAGCCGAUUUCUAAAACAUUUCCCAGCAAGCAUCUGUUUUCUAUUGAAUCACAAAGCUGCGUGACGUGUAUCGAAGGCUCUGGCCACUUUAACUUUGCGCAAAAGAAGAAAAAAGCUGUUUUCUGCUUACAUUAAGCCAAGAUUGGAAACUUUAGCACCGAUCUGCAUACAUGUUUUAGGAUAGAUGAUCAAAGCAGGCCUCAUUUUAUAAAAUUACUUUUUUAUUUUAUUGCAUCGCAGUUUGUUAACGUCCAUCUUGAGCAGGAGCACUGAUACACAGCUUCGUGUGCGAUGUAUAGUUUCUGUAAAUAGCUUACUAACCUCUGUAGAUUAGACUUAGCCAAGAACAGCAUGCUUUUUCAAAUCUGCUGUUUAUGACACCAGAUAACUGCCACAUUCAGCUUCAGCUUUACAUGGACAUUUCAUGUCUUGAUCGAACAUGCGCUCAUGAAAUGUUGUCAUCAGUUUAAGGGGAUUUAUAUGAAAAAAAAUACUUCGGCAGCAACUAAGGCGGCUAAAUUCGUCUCAUAAUGGCAUUUUAAUGGUUGAGACAUGUGGCCCAAUAAAUGGAGCAGAGUAGGUUAACAUAAGAAAUACCUCAAAUCUGCUUGGUAGCUAGCCACAUGAACAGUGGAAAAUGUGAUUUGUUCUUAUAAUGUAUUAUAUACUCAUUUGCAUACAUUGUACAUGUGUUGAGUAAUAAUAUACUUGUCCAUUUUAAAAGUACAUAGCCACACACAGUGAUCUUUGUUUUCAAUAGAAUUUCAUCUGAGGCAUAGAUGUAUUACUACUUUGAAACCCUUCAAUAUAUUAAUCCUUACAUUUAUCUUUUCAUUGUAUCUCCCUUUACUAAUCUAUAAAGCAUUUGAAUAUAUUCUGAGAUAUUUAAUUUCUUAGACUUAAACAUAAAAUUAUAAAACACAAAUGAUAUAUAUUUAUCUUUUUUAAAUUCCAAAUAUGAAACAGGGAUCAGAUAUUUUCUUAUUCCUGUCAAGUCAAGUUUAUUUAUUUAGGGCUUAAUAUGAUACAGAUUGUUUCAAAGUUACUUAAUUUGAAAAAAAAAAAAUAAUAAAAAAUUUCUUUCAUGUUCAGAUUACAAAAAAAAAUUUGCAUUGACUAAUCCAUGUGCUGCAGGAAUGAAUUAGUAUUUUUUUUUUAUAAUUUAAGCCUUUAUCUAUCAAAUUUUUCUGGACUAUACUGACUCAAAUUUUCCAACUCAAAGACAGAGACAGAGAAAAGUUGUGUGACCGUGGUUUUUAUUUCUGGUGAUUGAAUUUAGAUUUCAAAAUUAUUGUGUUCGGGAUUAUCUUGCACAAAAUGUGUAAGAAUCAUAAACUCAUUGGUCACAAAGCUUAUUUCUGAAAUAACUAAAAUCCUAUUGGCUGUUUGUUAAGGGAAUCAGGGUGAUGCUAACUUGGGUUACAAAAAUACAUCCUCCCUGCAGCUCUCUACAUUGGUUAGAUAUAUUCCUGCCUAAAGCAAGUAGUCUUAAACACUAAUGAUCCUAAUUAAGUCUAGCCCUAUUAACCAAACCCUAACCUUAACGAUUUAAGAUUUUAGCCGAUAGCUUUUUUUGUCUUAUUUUAUAGAAAUGUCUGCUGUCAGCAACAGACACCUCAUCUUUCACACAGAUCUUUCUCAUUAAACAUUCACGCUUCACUAGUGUGUGGAGUUUACUGUCUGUUACUCAUGAUGGCAGUACUGAUUCAUUUCUUAGUUGGUGCGUUCUACAGUAAAUUUAGAACUCAUUUUGUGCUGUCAUGAUUUUUACAUGAACAGAUUGAUGUUUUGUUUUCAGUAUACAUUGAUGGGUUGUUUUCAUAUAGGCCUAACAUAUUUCAAUUUUAGCACAGAGAAAUGGCAGGUGAUGUAGGAUUAAAAGAGCUUAAUGAAAGCAAAACGAAACGGUCGACCUCUUAAUAUGAGCAAUAGUCUACAACUGCGAUACUGUGAUGCUACUCUCAAUGUCAGUGUCCAUGUGAACACUCAGUUUCUGAUUGGCGUGUCCUCCGUUGAAGUUGACAGUGAAGGGUGAGAAGCUCAGGAUUACACAGGACAGAUGAAGCCAGUGCACCUAUUGUACAAUUAUUUCAUGUAGGUGAACAAAAACAGUAACAAAAUUUGCCCUUCGGUGGCCAACGAUUUGUAAUUGUUGUGCAGUGGUGACAUGCUGUAAUUUUCUAAACAUCACAGGAGUCAGUGGAGGUUUGACUGAAGAAGGCCUCGAUAUGCAAUUAUGCUGUCAGUGGUCUAUUGAUUUGAAGAUGAUGCACAGCAUGGGCUGUCACAGGUUUCUACUGAAGUCAGCUUUGAUAUACUUUGGAUCUCACACGUGUCACUGUCAUUUUGUAUCUUUCACUUCUUUUAACUUCUAAAAUAUUUCCUUUCUAAAAUCUGUCCCAUACCUUUAUUCGUUCUAUCUACUCAGAGACUUUGAGAUGCUGUUUUUUUGUCUUUGAUUUCGUAUAAAAAUACUGAAAGCUAAAACCGUUAAGACCUAAAAUAAAAAGCGUGGUAAGUAAUGUUUCAUGUGGGUCUUGAAGAAAAAAAAAAAAAAAGAUUUUUAUAGCAUUCAUGUAUACUGAAACCGCAGCUAGAUACUGUGUUACACAAUUCAAAGCAAUUUUUUAACAGUGCUUCACUAUUGCCUUUGGUGUUCGAUGUCUGUUGAUUUCCUCAUUCUCUCUGAUGUUCUUAUCAGUGUGGUUGACUGUGAACCUUUGAAUACACUGAGGACUGGCCUCUCUCCACUUUAACCUCUGUAUUCUUCAACUGACUUUCAUGCUUUCAAAAUAAACACAUCCUGAAUGAUCA
Onychostoma macrolepis is the source of this 4604-nucleotide messenger RNA. RefSeq names its product CaM kinase-like vesicle-associated b (gene camkvb). Gene Ontology annotation, cellular component: intracellular anatomical structure. The transcript is spliced from 12 exons. The record is from RefSeq and is a predicted model, not a curated record. Gene Ontology annotation, biological process: peptidyl-serine phosphorylation. Lineage: Eukaryota; Metazoa; Chordata; Actinopteri; Cypriniformes; Cyprinidae. Bases 379 to 1677 code for a protein of 432 amino acids. Gene Ontology annotation, molecular function: calcium/calmodulin-dependent protein kinase activity; calmodulin binding; ATP binding.